This is a messenger RNA of Cornus florida, 1837 nucleotides long. Its product is annotated as pectin acetylesterase 12. The coding region runs from base 387 to 1649 and encodes 420 amino acids. Gene Ontology annotation, biological process: cell wall organization. Gene Ontology annotation, molecular function: pectin acetylesterase activity. NCBI's taxonomy places the organism in Eukaryota, Viridiplantae, Streptophyta, Magnoliopsida, Cornales, Cornaceae. The transcript is spliced from 12 exons. Gene Ontology annotation, cellular component: plant-type cell wall. The record is from RefSeq and is a predicted model, not a curated record.
UUCGAAACGUGAGCUGAGUACUACUAUUUUCAGUGUGUGUGAAAUCUUUAAAAAGCCCGGCAAAAGCACCAUAGUUUCGCGGCCAAUUUUACAGAGAUCCACUCCUGACUCCCCCCUUCUCUCUCUCUACACCUCUUUCUCUCUCUAGAACCCCUCUUUCCUUCUAUAACCAGAUUCAUUACACAGACCCGUGUCUGCAGCCACAUUAGUUAUUUACUUAACAUUGUUUUAAUUUGUCUCCAUGUUUAGCUCCUAGGUAUAAGACAAUAUAAAUUUUCUCAUAGAUAUAUACCACACAAACACGCACACACACACACACACACACAUAUAUGAUAUGUAUGUUUUGUAAUGCAAUAGCUUAGCAGAGGAGAAAGAGAGAGAGAGAGAUGAGGAAGGUUAUGUGUUUUUGGGGUCUAAUUGUUACUGGGUUUGUGUUAAUUGGCAAAUGGGUUAAUGGGUUUGAUGGGUUUGAGCAUGAGUAUUUGAAUAAAACAGAGCAGCCAUUUUUGGAGUCCUUUUACGGAGUCUCUGCUGUGAACUACAACCCUCUCAUGGUGGGUCUUACCCUUAUUCAAGGAGCUGCUGCUAAAGGCGCUGUGUGUUUGGAUGGGACAUUACCGGGUUACCAUUUCCAUCGUGGAUACGGGUCAGGGGCAAAUAGUUGGCUCAUUCAAUUGGAGGGUGGAGGAUGGUGUAAUACCAUUAGAUCUUGUGUUUACCGUAAAACAACUCGUCGUGGGUCAUCAAAUCAUAUGGAGAAGUGGAUUCCAUUUACAGGGAUACUCAGCAAUAAGGCUGAAGAAAAUCCCGAUUUUUUCAACUGGAAUAGAAUAAAAGUUCGUUACUGUGAUGGUGCCUCUUUUGCAGGGGACAGCGAAAAUAAGGCUGCACGACUGCAAUUCAGAGGACAACGUAUUUGGAGGGCUGCUAUGGAAGAUUUAAUGUCAAAGGGGAUGCGAUAUGCCAAUCAGGCUCUUCUUUCUGGUUGCUCUGCUGGGGGUUUAGCUUCUAUUUUGCACUGUGACGAGUUCAGGGAUUUAUUUCCAAGAAGUACGAAAGUCAAGUGCCUGAGUGAUGCUGGAUUAUUCCUUGAUACGGUUGAUGUAGCUGGUAGGCGCAGCCUAAGAAAUUUCUUUGGAGGUGUGGUUCAUCUUCAGGGGGUGCAAAAGCACCUGCCACGGACUUGUACUUACCAUCUUGAUCCAACUUCGUGCUUCUUCCCUCAGAAUUUAAUUGCCAACAUCAGAACACCACUAUUUCUUCUCAACGCAGCUUAUGAUUCGUGGCAGGUCCAGGAGAGUUUAGCUCCCCCAUCGGCCGAUCCCCAUGGCUAUUGGCAUGAAUGCAAAAUGAACCAUGCACAUUGUUCAGAUUGGCAGAUCCGAUUUCUGCAAGGAUUCAGGAUUCACAUGCUGAAUUUGGUAAAACACUUCUCAAUGUCCAGAAAGAAUGGGUUGUUCAUAAAUUCAUGUUUCGCUCAUUGCCAGUCCGAAAGGCAGGAUACAUGGUUUGCGGAUAAUUCUCCUCUUAUUGGUAACAAGGGAAUCGCUCUAGCUGUUGGAGAUUGGUAUUUCGGUCGAUCAGGCAUUAGGUCCAUUGACUGUGCGUACCCUUGUGACAAGACUUGCCAUAAUCUGAUUUUCAAAUAAGCCAACAUUUUUUGUUUUAGUUUUUAAAUUGGCUCAAUUAUUGUUGUCAUCUUAUUGAGUAAUCUUCAUUAAAGAAAAUUGAUAUUAGAAAAAUAAAACAAUUAUAUAGCUGAGAAGUGUAAAUGGUUCUCCAUGUACUUCUUAAUUUCCAGUUGAGAGAAAUGCAAAUGGUUAUAACUUAUAAGCAA